AUCAGUAAAAUCGAAAACUAGGGCAAAAAUUAUCACUUGAAAUUUGGGGGCAAUUGGCCUGUAAAUUUGGUGAGAGCCGGAAAACAAUGACAGUCGACGACAACAGCUCCAUAUACGUCGGUGGUCUCCCCUACGACAUCGGCGAGGAAGGGCUCCGGAGAGUAUUCUACGAAUACGGCGCCGUCGUCGCCGUCAAGAUAAUCAAUGACCGGGCCAUUGGGGGGAAAUGCUAUGGAUUUGUUACUUUUGCUAACCCUAGAUCAGCGCUUCAAGCCAUCAAGGAGAUGGAUGGAAGGACCAUUGACGGGCGAGUUAUUAAGGUGAAUGAAGUCAAAACUAGAGGAGGGAGAACAAACUUUAACCAUGAAAGUUCUCGACAUGAUAUGGAGAGGAGUAGUGAUGGUGAUAGGGGCAGAGAUCGAGGAAGAGAUGACAAUUAUGAUAGACAGAGACAUCAGGAGGGACAUAGGGGAAGGUCUGAAGACCAAGAUCGUAUACGUGGCCAUGAUCGAACAAGGGAUCGGUAUGUGGAUGAAGAGAGAUUUCGGGAUUAUAAUAACAAUGAUAAUAAUAGACAUGUGGAUGAUGUCGAGCAUGAGCAUGGGAGAAAGCGCGAGCGCGAUUGGGAAAGAGAUAGAGAUAGAGAUAGAAAUGUCGAGCAACAAAGGAGCAACAGUCAUCAUAAAAGUGGAGUGAAUAGGUCUAGAUUUGAUGAUCAUGGGAGCAGAGAGCUUUCUAUAGAGUCGUUCAAUGGUGAUAUGGACCAGGGUGAAAACAAAUUAGCAGUUUCAAAUCAAAAGCUCGAAGAGCUGCGGAACGAGAUAUCUCAGUUGGAAGAACUGGUUGCAGACAAAGAAGACGUUGUUUCUAAAUUACAGGAAAAAUACCAGAAUUUGGAGGACUCGUUAAUUUCUGCCAAAAAGAGUACCUCACGUCGUCACACUCAACUAACCAAGUUGCAUAAAUGUUAUCUGCAAAUGAGAGACUACGAUGAGAGAUUCAAAAAGUCGGAACAAGAACUUAAGUGGCUGGUUGACUCAACCAUGGUUGAGUUGGGAAAUGAUGGAGGAGUUGGUGGUGAUGGAAUAGUGACAAAUGGGAGGGGUUGACUUAAAAUUGAGGUCUUUGACUACAAUAAUUAUUAUUAAUUAUUUUUUCUUCUUGUUUUUGCUUACCUAUUAGGCUAUUACUGAAACUGUAUUGCGUGUUGUUAUGGUUAAUAGAAUUUAUGCAAAUAAUUAAAAUAAAAUAAAAAAAGAAAAAAAAUACAUUGAUUAAUUAUUUA
Molecule: messenger RNA, 1285 nt
Organism: Erythranthe guttata (spotted monkey flower)
Lineage: Eukaryota; Viridiplantae; Streptophyta; Magnoliopsida; Lamiales; Phrymaceae
Product: RNA-binding (RRM/RBD/RNP motifs) family protein
Cellular component (GO): mitochondrion; nucleus
Molecular function (GO): RNA binding
Source: RefSeq, a predicted model, not a curated record